UUCUGAUUCGCUCAUUCGAUUAACACAGCACAGAGAGAAACCACAUGUCCGUAUUCUUAAUGUUGGUGCAGCAGCUACAAUCGCGAGGUCAUUCUCACCUUGUUCAGGUAGAUGUUUAGUUGAUGUAGUCUGUCUGUGCUUCUUUCUACGGUAGAAGUGUUUCUUGCACGGCGUGAUCCGGUCGUUUACGGAGCAAGACUCGACGUGCAGCACAGCUAGCCCCGGAGUCUCUUCGUUCACGUCACGUCCUCUCUUCUUAGCCGCUGCCACCUCGUGCGCCUAUUCAAAAGCCCCAGAACCAGCACAAGGUCUAUUUCUGCCUUAAUGGGCGCUAUCAACGCAACCUGCCUUCCCGCCUGUGUCCCGUCCCAGGCGCCCGCGGAGUGCGAUGCGUGCGGCCCGAAGCAGCGCGACACACGGGACCUGCGCGCCGAACCGCGACGGCCCUCGUCCUGCGGGCCCUUCGAGUGCGGCGCCUUCAGGGAGCCCGUAGCCUUCAAGGCCUUUGUGUCUGCGAGGGAAGCACGCAUAGAGGCCAACCGCCUCUGGCGACUCGGGCGGAUGGAUGCCGCUUACGACGCGUUUAGCCAGGCACUCACCAUGGUUGAAGGGAGCUCAUCUAGUGCGAGUGGUGGGGUCUUGGAUUUGUCCUCCAUAAAUGGCGGAUCAGGAUCACCCUCCAGGAGCAGCCAACUCGCUGCCGCGACAAGCGCAACGGCCGUCGCACCGGGGUCAACGUCGCUGCCCGGGGGAGCACGCAUUGAUCCAGCGGCGAACGCAGAAGAGGUAGAGAACAUUCUCACCUACAUCUUGUGGCCCCCUUCACUGGUGUAGGUCUUCACGGUGUGCUGGUACUAUUCAAACAACUGGAGGUUUUUAUCACACCAUGCGUCUUCUGAUACUUUCUUACUUCAAGAACACACGACAUGUUUAAUAUGUUUUUAUUUGUCCAAAAUUUUUAUCAGGUUCAAAUCGACCCCACAUCACUGUCCACCACCUACGAUGCGACGUUCCAAGCGGAACUUUUUGACGAGCUCGCGGAUUUUCUAUUUGAGAACCACCCCAACCCGGAUCCCGCGAUAGCGUUGUACGACAAAGCCGCCCACGCCGAACCCACCGUGCCUCUGCGGUGGUACAAGAAGGGCGUGGCACUGCAAAUGCAGAGCAAGUACAACCUCGCCCAGCAAAACUUCGAAAAGGCGCUGGCCAUCGACCCCAAGCACCGGGGGGCGCGGUUCAAUCUAGGUGUGGUCCAUUUCAACACCGUGCAGUACACGACGGCGCUCGAGAUGUUUACGGGGUUGUACGAGGAGGCCGAGAAACUACUAGCAACUCAGGCAACAGCAACAUCCUCAACAAGCGCCGGGACGAUAUUAGCAAGUCAGGCCGUCAGUAACUGGGGCGGCCCCGGUGCGGAUACGGGGGGUAGCAGCACCUCGCGAAUAAAUGGUAACACAAACACGGGAUCACCGGUUAUAGAUUUGGAGACUGCACUGCAGACCAGUGCGGCACGUGGUCGUGGAGGUGCUACUAACACGACUUCUACCCCGGGCGCCAGCGCUAGAACAUCAAUGCCGGCGACUUCCCGAAACACCAAUGCAAACACCGUGAAUAUCGACGAACUGGUGAACCUGCUAAUUCUGAUUGCCGACUGCCACGAGAAGCUUGAGAGUCCGCAGAAGGCCGCGGAGUUUUUGCACAAGGCACUGCAGGCCGAUCCGCAAAACCGCACGGCCGCGAAACAACUGGAAGACAUUCAAGACCGGUUGGCGCCUCCCGGCGAUCUCCGGGGCCGGAGCAGCCCGCAUAGGCGAAGAACCACCGGCGCGGGACACAUUCUGCUCGACGCAGAAACCGUCACGGUCGGCUGUUAUUCAUACUAGGUGUGGAGGAAGUUUUGGAAUGUUGAACAAGUGAUGCGUGAUGAAUACCUGCAACCGCAAAGUGGAAGUGGAUCUAUCUUGUUGCAACGUGAACAAAUUUUCUUUCACUGACGCAGUCCUCAAGUCGUAAGACCAUGUAUGAAGAUAGUUGAAGUCGUAGAUGCAGCGAAAGCGGACACCAGCUCGUCGGAGCAGUUAAAUCCAUGAGUAGCAACAUCUUCGUACAACUUCUACACAGUGGCGCGUAUGACAAACAGAAAAU
This is a messenger RNA of Amoebophrya sp. A120, 2145 nucleotides long. The record is from the annotation of a GenBank genome assembly. Lineage: Eukaryota; Dinophyceae; Syndiniales; Amoebophryaceae.